CUCAAGGCCUGGUUGCCUAGUGGUCCUGUUCGCACCGCGCUUUUCAGGAACUUUUUGGCAACGGUGCGCUUCGGCCACAUGUGGGCGCUUCUCUCUUCCAGAGAGGACUACCCGACUAAUCAGCCCGACGUCCCGCAGUUGCCAACUUCGCUGGUGAGCCCCGUCGAAGCGGCCUGCGACUCCGACGACGCUUCCUCGGAAAACCCCAAGCGUUUGUCGGAGGCGACGCGCUUGGCUCAGGGUCCGUCCACCUGCGCGCCCGGGGCCCCAAGUGCGUCGCAGACAGUCUGGACGACUCCACCAAGUACGCCGCGUGUGCGCUCUGGGGUGCCUGCAGCGCCGCCGUCUCUGCAAUUCGGAGAGCACCGUGCAGAGCCCUUGCUUUCGGCCCUCGAGCGAAACUGCACGAAGCAAGUGCGCCUCGCCAUCGAGGCAGACCCCGAAGCAGCCAAGGAGCCGUUCUGGGACAGCCGCUUCGAAUGGCCGCUCUGCGCCGCGAUCCGGCUCAGGUGCAGCGUGGAGGUGGUCCGGCUGCUGAUCGAGAACGGCGCGGAGGUCGGCGUGGCGAGCGUCGGCGGGCAGUCUCCUCUCCAGCUGCUCAGCACGGGGACGGAGGAUCACUUCAUUGACUUGAGGGGAAUGCCGAACACUCCGCUGGGCGCCGCCGAGUGGAUCGAGAGUAUGCGCCAGUCCACCGCGCAGUUCGAGCUUGGCGUGGCCACAGCACUGCUGAAUGCGGGCGCAGAUCCAGCGGCGCACCACGGCGACCCUCGGAUGGGAAAUUGCUCGAGUCUGGAGCUUGCACGGCGCUCCGGGAAGUAUCAUUUAACAGAUCUGUACGAAGCCCAUUCCCGUUGCUGAUUGUCUUACCCAAGCCAGGCCAUCGCGGGAGCGUGGCGCCCUCGAGCUUGCCUCAAUGGGGCCCUGGAGGUGAUGUGCGGUAUCGACUGCCCAGGCCCAGGCCUUCGGACCCGACAUGGAACCGCUUGCCUACAGUUGCUGCAGCUUGUGCCAGGUUGGGUUGCUGGGCCAUGCAUGUCUUCCGCACCCGGCUGCAUGUUUUUGCAUUUCGCCUCUUGCUCGGGUGCCGAGUCGAUCGACGGAGACGUCCCCUCCUCUCGCAUCAGUCACUUCUGGACCGUGCAUGUCUUCUACACCAUGCUCGGCCUCGAUGCCCUUCUGCGCCAUGCAUGUCUUCGCACCAGCUGUAUGUCUUUGUAAUUCGCCUCUUGGUCGGGUGUCGAGUCGAGCGGCGGACUCGUCCCCUCCUCGGGCAAUUACUUCUGCGCCGUGCAUGUCUUCUACACCAUGCUCGGCCUCGAUACCCUUCUGCGCCAUGCAUGUCUUCGCACUAGCUGCAUGUCUUUGUGUUUCGCUUCUUGGCCGGGUGUGAGUCGAGCGGCGGACUCGUCACCUCCUCGGGCAAUCACUUCUGCGACAUGCAUGUCCUCUACAUUUACCUUGGCGACCGCCGUGCGGAGCGUACACCACUCCAGGCGGCUCUUAGGUCUGUGGAUUUUCCCAGAGUCAGGAUGAUCGCGGCUUGUAGUUUGUAGGGUGAGUGAGUUGCGACCACGGAUGUCCACUGCUUGGCCAGAGGGUAGUUAGACUGCGGUUCGCGAUGCGGAACUUGGUUGCUUCAUGCUUUGGAGUUCGCCCCAGACUGCAGAACUUCGAUUCUGAAGACGAUUAGGGGAACACGGCAUUCCCUCAUAAUUUAACGCAGUGGCAUGGACCUUCCCUUCUCAGCUCGAUGCCUUCCUCCCAUCAUGCUCUCACAUCUUCCCUCAUUUACACUUUUUAAUAAAUACUCGCUCGGUGCCGUCCCGGGUCGCUAGAUUGCGGUAAGUGUAUUCUUGCAUUUUACUUCGCAUGGGCGAACAACGUUUUCGGGUUGUUGGUUGAGGCCUCC
Prorocentrum cordatum is the source of this 1912-nucleotide messenger RNA. The record is from the annotation of a GenBank genome assembly. Lineage: Eukaryota; Dinophyceae; Prorocentrales; Prorocentraceae.